AUGGCGCGCUCUGGCUUCAUCGUCGCCCUUUCGGUGGGCGCUGCAUUUGGGCUGCUGUUCCUCUUGCAGCUGGUUGUAGAUAUCGACCUGCCAAUUGGAAACCCUGCUCCGGCUUAUUCGCCUCCUCACUUGAAUGAGAACUACAAGACCUUUUUCGAGCAAUCAUCAAGGGCCGACGAUAGCGUUUUCCUGUUGGGCGCCGGUAAAGCUGAUAUUACCGGGGCCGUAGUCGAGGUCAAUCUGAAUGGAUAUGCCAAUAUCAGCCAAGUUGGAUCAGGUGUGCGGCAGAGAAUGUAUGCGCGGACAUUCAUCAUUGCCGAUCCAGACAAUACAACCAAUACUUUCAUCUACCUCGUUCUUGAUGCCCAAUCCGGCGAUACUGCUGUUCGAAACGGUGUCCUGCAGGGGAUAGCAGCCCUAGGGGGAGAGUAUGCCCGCUAUGGCGAGCAUAAUAUAGCCCUGAGCGGAACCCAUGCUCACUCUGGAGUCGGCGGGUGGAUGAAUUAUUUAUUGCCUCAGGUUCCAUCCCUGGGAUUUGACAAGCAGAGCUACCAGGCGAUGGUUGACGGUGCGCUGCUAUCCAUCCAGCGAGCCCAUGAAAGCCUGACACCGGGCCAGUUAACCAUAGGCAACAUCGAAAUCCCCGACGGCAAUAUCAACAGAAGUCCUUAUUCUUAUUUAGCAAAUCCGGAGGAAGAGAGAGCCAAGUAUGAGUAUGACACGGACAAGACAAUGACCUUAUUACGCUUCGACCGCACGUCCGAUAGUAAGACUUUUGCUGUCUUGAGUUUCUUCUCUGUCCACGGCACCUCGCUUUAUGAGAACAACACCCUCGUUGCAGGAGACAACAAGGGUGUCGCAGCUUAUCUAUUUGAGCGCAGCGUUGCAAAUGAUACCAGAUUUGCAGAUGGGUUUAUUGCAGGGUUUUCGCAAUCAAGUGUUGGUGACUCCUCACCAAAUGUCCUUGGUCCUUACUGCGAAGAUACAGGGCUACCCUGUCGUUUUUCGGAUAGUACUUGCAAUGGAAAGACAGAGCUAUGUCGCGGACGAGGCCCUUACUUUUAUAUGAACGAUGCCGGCACAAAGAGUUGUUUCGAGAUGGGACGACGGCAGUACACAGCGGCCAGGACACUUUAUGAUCAACUGGAUGUUAAUGGUACCCAGAUAGUUGGGAGCUCAAAUGUUGCUUCGUUCCACAUUUAUCACAAUUUUACGGGAUAUACGUUUCCCUCACCCUUUAACGGAUCGACAUUGACUACAUGCUAUGCAGCACUCGGAUACUCCUUUGCUGCGGGAACUACUGACGGGCCUGGAGACUUCGACUUUACUCAGAACGGCACUGGGCCAGCCGCAAGUAAUCCUCUGUGGGCUGUUGCUCGUGCAUUUAUACAUGAGCCAUCUGCAGCGCAGAACGCCUGCCAAGCGCCGAAAGAUAUUCUCCUUGACGCAGGAGCCGUGAAUCUACCAUACGCCUGGGCACCCAAUAUCGUUGAUAUUCAACUUCUUCGCAUCGGACAGCUGAUCGUCAUCGUGUCCCCUAGCGAGGUCACCACCAUGUCUGGGCGCCGUUGGAAGGACCACAUACUCAAUGCAUCCUCAGAAGUUCUAGGCAUUACCGAUCCGUUGGUCGUCCUCGGCUCUCCGGCCAACACAUACGCUCAUUACCUGACUACCGAGGAAGAGUAUGGCGUCCAACGCUACGAAGGGGCAUCUACCUUGUUCGGACCAAAUGAGCUGGCCGGGUAUAUAAACCUGACAUUGACUUAUCUCCCCCACUUAGGAAGCCAGUCAUCUGUAGCCGCAUUGCCACCACUAGCUCACGGCCCAGAGCCUCCUAUUAACACAAACGUCUCUCUUGACUUCAUCACCGGAGUCGUGUACGACAAUCCAACUUCAGGCUACUCCUUUGGCGAUGUUAUAUCUACGUCUCCCAACAUCACGUACGGUCCCGGUGACACACUCAAUGCGACUUUUGUUGGCGCCAAUCCACGCAACAAUCUACGACUAGAGGGCACAUUUGCUGCCGUCGAGUGGUUCAACGAGACUUCGAGUAUGUGGCAGACAGUACGCACGGACGCCGACUGGAACCUUGUCUAUCAUUGGGUACGAACCAACACCGUGCUUGGCUAUAGUAAUGUUAUCAUGUCCUGGAAUAUUGAAGACAGCUACUAUGCGCUGGAUGACCCGAAUCCCGUGCAGAGUGGCUCUUAUCGCCUGCACUAUUAUGGUGAUUCCAAGAGCGCCCUGGGUAAAAUAACGUCCUUUGAAGGUAUAAGCGGUACGUUUACAGUUGAGGCUUAG
Molecule: messenger RNA, 2301 nt
Organism: Talaromyces atroroseus
Lineage: Eukaryota; Fungi; Ascomycota; Eurotiomycetes; Eurotiales; Trichocomaceae
Exons: 2
Coding region: 1-2301 (766 amino acids)
Biological process (GO): long-chain fatty acid biosynthetic process; sphingosine biosynthetic process; ceramide catabolic process
Cellular component (GO): extracellular region
Molecular function (GO): N-acylsphingosine amidohydrolase activity
Source: RefSeq, a predicted model, not a curated record